This is a messenger RNA of [Torrubiella] hemipterigena, 825 nucleotides long. The record is from the annotation of a GenBank genome assembly. NCBI's taxonomy places the organism in Eukaryota, Fungi, Ascomycota, Sordariomycetes, Hypocreales, Clavicipitaceae.
AUGGAGCUAGACUCGAGUUGCAUGAAUACAUCUAUUAAGCCAACUCAGCGCUUUGACAUCUCUGAUCUAAUCGACCCCGCUUCUGGCAACGCGACGUCAUUUUUAUACCCAGAUCCAAUGGAUCAAGACAUGUAUCUUCUCACUCAGCUGAUGGAUCCCGGGUUGCUUCCCGUAGAGCCCACAGUUACGGAUUCAGAUUCAUCGCCCCGUUGGGAUUCUAGGCCCCUCGGAAAUGAUGAUGAUCCCUUUAGGUGUCUGCCUAGUUUUGGCAACAACGACGAGUUAUGCUAUGAAACCAGUACUAACAAUCUACUUUGGCAACAAAUACCAAGUCUUGAUAACUAUCAAGGAAGGCCGCUUGGCAUGUCACUCUCCACUAAUUCCGACCUUCAGCAGCCGCCACACACACACGCUCCAGCGCACAAGCCGACUACCUGGACAAAAGGCCGCUGCGAUGUCUCAAAGAAACAGAAAUUGGAGAGGAGGGCGUACAAGCGGCAAUGGACCCCUCAGAGCCCAGCCGAUAGCACUGACAUUGACUCUCCUCAAGAACAAAGCGUCAAGCUUACAAGGAACCGCCACUCCGAUGUGGAGAAGAACUACAGGCGUCGUUUAAAUCACAAGUUCAACAACCUCGUUGCUGCACUGAACAGGGCCUUUGAUCUGUGCCCGCCGGACUAUCUUGCGGGUCCGGAAAUAGAGACCGCUCCAAAGGGCCAGAUCCUCGAUAGGGCGACAAGUCAACUCCUUUGGCUGGCAUCAGAGUCCCAGCGAUUGAAUGGCGAAGUUGGUCGGCUGAACGAGCUGCUCAAUAGAAUCAAAUAG